UGCCAUUUUUUCUGUUUUUGGUUCCUUUUUAUUUUAUUUUAUUCUUUCCACAUUUUUCUUCUCUUUCUUUAACUCUCUUACUCCGUGUCCAUUUGUGUAUAUAUAGCAUGAGUUGAUCAACAAAAUUCAUUCAGUGCUUGCAUGAGAUUGAGGGGUUGAUUUGGAAGAAAAACCCAACUAAGGUUUUUCCUCUCCCAAGUUCAUACCCCAAAACCUUGUGCUAGCUUUUCUCUUUUGCUUCAUCAAAAUUUUAAGAGGAAUUAGAAAAAGAAGACGAAGAGAAUCAUGAUGACCUAUGCCUUUAUUUUUGGCAUACUAGGUAACAUCAUUUCCUUCUUGGUGUACUUGGCCCCACUGCCAACUUUUAUCCAAAUAUACAAAAACAAAUGCACAGAAGGUUUCGACUCACUACCAUACGUGGUAGCAUUAUUCAGUUCUAUGCUUUGGUUAUACUAUGGUUUCAUCCAAGCAAAUGCUUCAUUGCUUAUUUCAAUUAACUCAUUUGGAUGUGUCGUUGAGGCUAUCUACUGUAUCAUCUACAUAAUCUAUGCUCCCAGAGAAGUCAGGAAAUUAACAAUAAAACUAAUAGCGGCAAUGGAUGUGGGAUCAUUCAUUUUGAUAUGGUCGAUAGUAGAAUGGGCAAUACCUCAACAUCUGCGUGUACAAGUGUUAGGAUGGAUUUGUAUGUCCAUAUCAGUCAGUGUCUUUGCAUCACCUCUAAGCAUUGCGGUAAAGGUUAUUCGGACAAGGAGUGUACAGUAUAUGCCCUUCAGUUUGUCAUUUUCACUUACAUUGAGUGCCGUAAUGUGGUUUUUCUAUGGUUACUUUAAAAAGGAUAAGUGCGUUUUUAUCCCAAAUAUAGUUGGUUUCAUAUUGGGGGUAAUUCAGAUGGUGUUAUAUGCUUAUUACAAGACUUACGGUGUUGGAAAGGAAGAACCUCCUUGUGAAGUGAUAAACAUUGUUGUUAUGAAUCCAUCGGGUACUUGUGAAGUGUUUCCAAUUCCACUCGAUGAAAAUGAUGAUAUUAUUGAUACCGUUAAUCAAUAAUUUCAAGCAAAGAUUAAACUUGCUGAUGAUGAAAAAGACAAGCAGGAGAAAAACAUGAUGGAAACUAUUGAAAUAGAAUUGGUGGUGUGAAAAUUGUGUCAUCUUAUUAUAUUAUAUUUACCAUAUAAUAUAAUAUAGUAUAAUAUACUCUCUCGCAAGAAUACAUACAUAUAUGAUGAUAACUUUGCUUUCGUGAUGAACAAUGUGAAUUGUGUUGCUGCCAACCUUUGCAAGUGAUUCUAUUCUAUCAUCCUUGUAACUUCAUCAACAUGAUCAAUUCAUUAAUGUACUCACCUUCCUUCAUCAUGUGUUCAAGCUUCAAAGUUUUAUUAAUUAAUUAGUUCAUUAAUA
Molecule: messenger RNA, 1398 nt
Organism: Cicer arietinum (chickpea)
Lineage: Eukaryota; Viridiplantae; Streptophyta; Magnoliopsida; Fabales; Fabaceae
Product: bidirectional sugar transporter N3-like
Biological process (GO): carbohydrate transport
Cellular component (GO): membrane
Molecular function (GO): sugar transmembrane transporter activity
Source: RefSeq, a predicted model, not a curated record